Messenger RNA from Zychaea mexicana, 678 nucleotides. RefSeq names its product NADP-dependent oxidoreductase domain-containing protein. Gene Ontology annotation, cellular component: cytoplasm. The transcript is spliced from 4 exons. The annotation marks the transcript as partial. The record is from RefSeq and is a predicted model, not a curated record. Lineage: Eukaryota; Fungi; Mucoromycota; Mucoromycetes; Mucorales; Lichtheimiaceae.
CGGGAUCAGAUUCUCCUUUGCAUGAACUUUGGUGGGGUCCGCGAUGGAAAGACGGGAGAACUUCUGAGCGUUUGCGGAGAACCUGAAUAUGUGCGUGAGACUUGUGAGAAGAGCUUGAAGCGAUUGGGUGUAGAAACCAUCGAUUUGUAUUACCAGCAUCGAGUGGAUAAGGACACAUCGAUUGAAGAAACUGUCAAAGCCAUGGCUGAGCUUGUUAAAGAAGGAAAAGUGCGUUACCUCGGUCUUUCUGGAUGCAGUGCUAAAACGCUUCGUCGAGCUCACAAAAUACAUCCGAUCUCGCCUGUACAAGUGAACAAAAAGCAGCAACAUAUAUUAAAUACCUAUCGCGGUGUCGCAACCAAUGGUGUGUUGCAGACUGCCCGAGAACUUGGCAUCUCUAUCGUGGGCUGCUCCCCAUUGGGUCGUGCAAUGUUCACCGAUGCAACAAAACCAGCCAAUCAAUUCGGUGAAAACGUUGAUAGACGCUACUUGCCACGAUUUGCUGCAGAACAUUUUGACAAAAACAAGGAGUUGGCUGACAAAAUGAAGGUCUUGGCGACGAAAAAGGGUCUAUCUUUAAGUGAAUGUGUGUUGGCAUGGAUACUUGCUCAAAAUCCUGAAUUCAUCGUCUUUCCAGGAACCAAACGAAUCACCUACUUGGAAUCAAGGCAGCGAUGA